ACCUCAAAGAAUACAACAAACACUGUUAACGCAUUGAUUUCAUGUAGUUCAGCGCAGGCUUAGAUCAAAUAGACUCGGAAGAACUCCUGAGCACAAGUGUUCAUUAUGCCUUUAUACUGUAUUGAAAAAUCCACUUAGAAAAUCCACUUUACUUCAAAGAAUAAGAAAAGAAUUUUAGUUUAAAAGAGACUACGAUUUUGUUCAAUUUCAAAAAGGAAAAGAAACGUUUUAUUUUUUAUCAAUAAUUAUAUGAGAAUGUUCGUUUUAAGUAAAAUACAGAAACGAGAUACCGAUAGUUGAAAUUUUAAAUAUUAAAAUUUUAAUAAUCAUUUAGAUUUUAAAAUUGAGCUGAAUAAUCUACAUAUUAUUAGUUUUUAUACAAUAUUUCUUUUGUCAUACAUUACCGUUAUUGCCAAUAAUUUCACACCAGAUACAAAAAAAUUUUGAUUCUUAUGGUAUUAAAAUAGCUGCUAAUGAUCAUUUAAUUGUUCAAGCACGAAAUAAUGACAGAAAUUUUUCUAUUCGUUUCCAUAAUAAUACAAAAAUAUUGGGUGUAUAUUGUAAAACUCGAUAUCCAACAAAUACUUUGUAUUGUCAGAAUUAUACAUUGGGAUGGUACUAUUGGAAUACUGUAUCGUAUUCUACAUUUAAUAAGACAUCAAAUACAACAUAUAUUGCUAGUCAUAUUAUGCGUUGGACAAAUACUUUCAAUCUUAAUUGGUACAUAUACAGUUUAGCUGUUGGAAAGAAUCAAAAUAAAAUGCAAAAUUAUUUUACGUAUAUUGGUGAAAUUCUUAACUCAUCUUUUCCACUUUCAUAUCCAGCUUUAUUUAUUGGAUAUGGUAAUUAUUAUAAUCCUGCUAAUUGUUUAUUUUCAUCUAUAAUUCAUGCAUUAAAUUUUACACAUGAAGAACAUAUUGUUUUAGGAAUUGAAAGAGAUUGUUCAGUUGCUUAUGGGGGUUUUUCUAAAUCCUAUAGUGUAAUAUAUAAUCUUGUUUGGUUUAAUACUCCUCCAUGGUCAGGUAGUUUUACUUGGUCUGAUUCAUCGUUUAUACCUUAUGCUAUUGGUAUUAGUUCAAACGGAUAUGGAAUUAUUGUCGGUACAGCUGAUAGUUCACUAAAAAAAUGGCCCAGUGCUUAUUUGAUUCAAUUUGAUCAAUGUUCAUAUAUACUUGAUCCCUCUUGUAUUUCAAUUAUGGAUCAAUAUUUAGUUAUAUUACCAACAUUUAUGUGGCAAUAUAACGUUGUACCAGAUGUAUUUUCUUCAAAUAAUUUUGAUCUAAAACUUAUCAUGUCAGUUAUAAAUCCAUCAUUAAAAUUUAACUAUAUUGAUUCUCGUACUAAUGGUGAACAAAUAAUUGGAUAUGGAAAAUCUGUUGAAUGGUUAGAUGAAUCAACAGCAGUUAUUUUAGCAAAUAGCUAUUCAUUAGACUAUACUGAAUGGAAAUCUUCAACAAUUGAAAUGUGGUGGUUUACAAAUGAUUCUGAUUUUAAAACAAUUUUCUCUAUUUUUCCGAAUAAAUAUCAAUCACUUUAUCAACCACCAAUAAGUUCAAUAUUUAUAAAUGUUUUAACUACAUUAGAGUCAGUUAUUUUUCAUGAUGUCAAUGAAGACUUAUGUAUUGCUGGAACAUAUAAAAAGUCUUGUACGAUUGGUCGAUUUUUAUUUAGUACAUGUGAAAAUCUUUGUUCAAUGGGCAUGAAUAAUCCAGGUUAUUCAAUUAAUACAAGUACUGAAUGUAUCACAUGUAAAAAUUCAACAUCAUUUUGUCCAUUAGGUGCUGUAAGUGAAGUUAAUCCAACAAAAAUGUCUAUUAUUAGUCAAGCAGUUUCUUAUUCACAUGCACCCGACAAUACAGUAUUCGACGAUAUUUUAAUGCAAAAUACAUUUAAUAUUAAUUUUAAAUUGGAAUAUAUUGUUGUUUCACCUUUUUCUUGGGCAACUCUCAUGCUUAUAUUUGCAAUGAUAAUUUUAAUUAUGAUAGGUUUAUUAAAAUUUUCUGUUAAAUGUGAAAAAUUUCGUCAUUUUAUAAAACAAAUAUUCGAACAGACGGAUUUAAUUGGUGAAGGAGAAUUAUGGCUAGGAGGAUUAAUGUCAAUAGCCGUAUUUGUUCUAAUUGUUUUUGCUUAUAUGUUUAGUAAUGCAUAUGUCAAACAAUAUCCAUUUGAAAAUGCUGGUAAUUCAACAUUUUCAUGUGAUAAAUCGCUACAUAAUGCUCAGUUUAGUACAUCAAUGCAAUCAUUAGCAUUACCUCCUUCAUCUAAACUAGAACUAUUAUUUCGAUUAUCUAACAAUCAGUUAUUAACUCUUCAUGUUUCAUUUGUCAAUUCAAUAUUUAACUGUACUGAAUUGAGCGUUUACGAAACAAUUGAAAUAUUUGGACUCGUUUUUCUUAUAUCUGAAUUAAUCUUUUUACCAAUAUUUGAAAUAAUGUGUAAACGUAUAACUAAAUUAAUAAAUAAUAAAGUAGGAUCAGAUAAAAAUGAGAUGCCACAACUAAAAUGGUAUGAAAAGAAACAUAAUAAUAAUUCACCAUUACCAUUUGUGGAUAGGCGACGACGUUCAUUUGAAUUAGAAGAUCGAGAACUAUAUCAAUGGUAUUAUAAAUAG
Molecule: messenger RNA, 2611 nt
Organism: Didymodactylos carnosus
Lineage: Eukaryota; Metazoa; Rotifera; Eurotatoria; Philodinida; Philodinidae
Source: the annotation of a GenBank genome assembly